Messenger RNA from Ruditapes philippinarum (Manila clam), 3365 nucleotides. Its product is annotated as high affinity cationic amino acid transporter 1-like. Gene Ontology annotation, biological process: transmembrane transport; amino acid transport. Gene Ontology annotation, cellular component: plasma membrane. Lineage: Eukaryota; Metazoa; Mollusca; Bivalvia; Venerida; Veneridae. Bases 92 to 2026 code for a protein of 644 amino acids. The transcript has 13 exons. Gene Ontology annotation, molecular function: amino acid transmembrane transporter activity. The record is from RefSeq and is a predicted model, not a curated record.
ACAGUUCCUGAUUAUUUCCAGUGAUUGAUGAAAACAUUUUGCUGAAUCAAUAAGACUUUUAUUAUAUAGGUUAAGUGUAUGAGAAAUCAUCAUGAGGAUACUUCAGAAGUUAACAAGGAAGAAGUUUAUAGCAGCGGAUUCUGUACAUCAAACAAAGCUCGCUAGAUGUCUUAACACUCUAGAUCUUACUGCUCUAGGUAUAGGAAGCACAUUAGGAGCUGGUAUCUAUGUUGUAGCUGGACAGGUUGCCAAGCAAACAUCCGGUCCUUCUGUGUUUGUCUCCUUUCUGAUUGCCGCAUUAGCUUCAAUACUUGCCGGACUGUGUUAUGCUGAAUUCGGUGCACGUGUACCAAAGACUGGAUCAGCAUAUGUGUACAGCUAUGUUACUAUAGGAGAACUUAUGGCAUUUGUGAUUGGUUGGAACCUGAUACUUGAAUAUGUUAUUGGAACAGCAAGUGUAGCUCGAGCAUGGAGUUCCUAUUUCGACUCCCUGGUCAAUAACACCAUACAGACGUAUUUCCGUGACAACGUUCCUAUGGACAUAUCUGGCCUUUCACCAUAUCCUGAUUUCUUUGCCUUUGGAAUAACUCUUUUUUUAUCAAUGAUUUUAGCAGUGGGGGUAAAGGAGUCGUCUAGAUUCAACAAUCUUUUUACAGCAGUAAAUCUCUUGGUGGUUACAUAUAUAGUUGUUUGUGGGGCAUUUAAGGCAGAUGUUGACAACUGGCACAUCAACCCUGAUGAGGUUGUAGGGUUAAAUUCUACAGAUAUAGGAGAUGGUGGUUUUCUACCAUUUGGCUUUUCUGGGAUGUUGUCAGGAGCAGCCACAUGUUUUUAUGCCUUUGUUGGAUUUGAUGCCAUAGCUACAACAGGGGAGGAGGUGAAGAAUCCACAGAAAGCUAUACCAAUAAGUAUUGUUGUGUCUUUAUUUGCCUGCUUCUUCGCUUACUCUGGUAUAUCUAUUGUUAUAACACUGAUGUGCCCAUAUUAUCUACUGGACGGGAACGCUCCUCUGCCAGCAGUGUUUGACAGAGUUGGUUGGCAUGUUGCCAGAUAUAUCAUUGCUGUGGGUGCAGUUUGUGGACUGUCAACAAGUCUCUUAGGUGCAAUGUUUCCACUACCCCGUGUGAUAUAUGCUAUAGCCAGUGACGGUCUUAUUUUCAAGUUCCUGGCUACUGUCAGCGAAAGGUUUAAGACACCCCUGAUUGCUACCAUACUAUCUGGUGUCCUUGCUGGUGUGAUGGCAAUGUUGUUUGACCUGAAGGAAUUAGUAGACAUGAUGUCUAUAGGGACCUUGUUAGCUUACACCCUGGUGGCUGUGUCGGUACUUUUGUUACGAUACAGGGUGCACAAUAUAGGAGAAAUAGAUGAAUCGAAGGGAAGUUAUACUCAAGUGCCUCAAAGUGACCUUGAUCAGGAUGAUGGUCAGCUGGAAGGUUUAGAUGAUAGAAACAAGCUUUUACAUAACAGUGAUGAUGAUGAAUUAUCUGUGAUAUCAACUGCAUUUAAUUUUAGAAAUAUAGAUCCCUCUAGUGUUACAGAAAGAACCUCAGCAUAUGCAGUAACAAUAUUUAGUUUUUUGGCUGUGGGUUUUUCAAUAUUUUUGAAGUUUGCAGAGGAUGAUAUAUCAGCUGGUAAAGCCUGGGCUAUUGUUCUCACUGUGAUAAUUUCAUUGGCUAUGCUAAUAUUGUUGAUAUCGUUGUCAUGCCAACCACAAAAUAAAAGUGAAGUAGCAUUUAAGGUACCAUGGUUGCCAUUUUUACCUGGUAUUAGUAUAUUUGUUAAUAUAUUUCUCAUGCUACGUCUACCGGAAGCGACAUGGAUCCGGUUUGCAGUAUGGAUGGCAAUAGGGUUAGCAAUUUAUUUUUUGUAUGGAUACAGUCACAGCAAUCAGGGGCUUAGAAAAUCGGUCACGGACACAUUCCCUGAUUACGAGGUGAAAUAUGAAAAGAAAAGAAGUGCAGGCCAAAAGAUGAAACAAGACGCUGAAAAAAUAACGCUAAUAAAUGAAAGUACAAAUUUGCUUUGAAGUCGUAAGGAAAGUUAUGCUGAUGGCUGGACAAAAACACUUUGAGGACAGAGUGAAAGCAAUGUUGUUUAAUGAGCACACAAAUUUGCUUUGAAAUCCAUUUGUUUACAUUAUACAUGAAAUUAAAUUUAUAGAUAAAAUCUAUGAAAUCUCUAAAUGCUAUUUUACAAAAAACUUUAUGAUAUGCCGCUAUCAUCACUAUGUCACGAAUACAGUAAAGAGACAUGAUAGAAAUAAAAUGUUAUUGUGAUGCUAUGUUUAUUUUUGUGUAAUUGAAAUACUUGAAAGACUUUUCUAUUUGGGACCAAUUUAGGCAGGACUUGCUCAAAAGAAAAAUUCAAGCUAUUGAUACAGUUGUGUCAUCCUGCUACUGUUGCUGUCAUGACCUUGACCUUGAAGGUCAAAUUAAUGAAUUUUGCUUGAUUUUUGCUAUGAUUGGUAAUAACUUUGUUAUUUAUGUACGGAUUUUCUGCAUACUUUGACACAAAAACACUUAAGGCAAGGCCAAAUUGAUUCUGAUCUUCUUAAGAACACUUAUAAUAAAACCGGUUUUUUGAAUAACUCAAAUAUGACAUUGACCUUUAUUUGAUCUUGACUGUCAAGAUUUGUUUAAAAUGUCACUACUUUGUUUUUUAUUUACAUAUACACAUGUAUGAUUCAUAUUUGGAAAAAAAGAGCAAAUAUUACAAAACGGACAUGAUGAUUAAUUCAAAUGUGACAUUGACCUUAAUUGACAUUGAUUGUCAAGGUCAGAUAUGAAAUUUGAAUUUUAUUUGUUAAAUGAAAUAUGUUUUGUAGCAGCACUCUUAACUAUAAUAUUUUUUCUCUGAAGUUUUUGACUUCAGAAAAAAGAAAAUAGACGAGUGUGACCCCAGCUAGGCGGUGGUUCUUGUUAUAAUGUAUUUAUGGUACGCAAACUAGAAUUGUUUAACUUCUUUUAGAAUCAUGUAUAUAAAGUGCCAAUUUAAUUUUGUUUUAAUUGUGACAGAGAGUCAUUGUAAAUGUUUAUCAGUUUAGAUGCAUGAGUUGUUGUACAAGUAAAAAGCGUUUUAAUGUUCAAUUUUUCAAGGUUGUGUAUAUUUGUUCAAAUUUGUGUAAAAAUUGUCAUCAGCAUUUUAAAUUACUGGAGCAUUGUUGCUCAUUUUCAUGCUUUAAGGGGUCAGUAAUUGUGAUGAAUACAGCUUUAUGAAUAAGGUUUUUUUAUGGUUAUGUUUGUUUAUAAGAAUGCAACAGGCUUGCUUCGAGAUUAAUUUAUUACACCAUUAUAUGAAUGCCAUGGGCGUUUGUUAUCGGUUAUUGUUUAUUUUUUGUUAAAAAGUCACCAAAUAAAUUAAAUACA